This is a messenger RNA of Rubroshorea leprosula, 1227 nucleotides long. The record is from the annotation of a GenBank genome assembly. Lineage: Eukaryota; Viridiplantae; Streptophyta; Magnoliopsida; Malvales; Dipterocarpaceae.
CAGUCUUAUCUGCCACGGGGCCAGAAAGGGAGAUUUUGGAGACAACAAUCUCUUUUUGGCACGCCCGGUGGGACCCACUGUGGGCUUUCACAAGUUUGUUGAUCAUAUCCUCUAUUACUAGAUUGUGCCACCAUGGCAAGUCCUUAUUUUGAUGAUUGCCAGAAGCUCUUCAUCACUCCGCCACAAGCUUCCUCUUAUGUCAAUCCACUUUAUGAUGAGAAGGCAACAGCUGACAGUGAGUCUUUCAAAUCAUUUGCUAAAAGGAUAGCUGAUUUUGCUGAGGAAUCUAAUAGGCUUCAUGAGGAACGCAUGAGGAGGUUGGAGGAAAAGUUGAAAGGAUACAAAUCAAAUCUUCCAGAACUUAAAACCCCUCAACCCAAAAGUGAGGUUUUAAUGGAGGAUUCAAAGAAGUGCCAUGCAGCCGCAUCUCCAGGAACUUUGAAGCAGUUUUGCAAAUCGCAAAACGUGACAAAGAUGCCAAUUGUAAAUGAAGGUCAAACGACACUAAGGCAAGAGAAUAACCCCAUGAUCAUACUUGGGGGGCAUGAAUCACAAUUACAGCGUGCUACCCAAAGUCAGCAACGCCAUGCGGCUUUGGAGGCGACUUCAACAAGUAUGCCUCCAAGUCAUUCUAAGUCUGCAAAGACUAAUACUAGCGAUAGUCCUCUUACUCCUGAGAAGCAUAAACCAACUCAGGUGCAAACAUGUCAGCCAUCGAUCAAUGAAGGUCCAUCUAAUGGCCGACAAAAAGUUGAUGUUGCUACACAAAAGCCAACACUUUGGCCAGCAUCAGGACAUAAAUCUGAUAAGGUAUCCACCUCAUCUAUUUCUACUUCUUUUGAGACUAAUGAGCAUAUUUCUUUAGCCUUGCUUAAGAAGUGCUCGCGACGACCAUGCUUUCUUAAUGGUCGAAGCCCUUCCAAGUUCAAUUAUGGACAAUGGCUAAAGGUGAAAUAUCCUUUUAAAGUCGUUAGUCUGAAGAUGGGAGUCAUUUCCAGUCUCGGGGGGCAACCUAAUCAGAUUGAACAAUAAAAGUUGCAAGACCUUAUUGCCAAUGAAGUUCACAAAGCUAUAGAAAAAGAGGUAGCAAGGCAUAAGUUCAUAUUCCUUCUAAAAAUCUCCUUUCACAAAGCAAUCUUAUAAAUUGAUAGUUUCUGACAAUCUCUUCUUUAAUAUCUCAAACAUAAAAGAAAUCCAGACACAACACGACACAACUUCACAAAUUUA